GUCUCUUUCAUUUUUGCAGGCCAAGCCAUGUGGAAGAUGGGGAACCCAGUGAUGCCGGAAGAACGUGCAAGGAAGAAACUUGCUGAAUUUCUACAAAAUAUUGACAACAAUGACUGUGUGUGGAUGGAUGAGAUUAUUGAAGAGGCUAAAAAGAUGUUUACGAGUGGCUCCAGUGAUGAACCUGAGCUGAUGCCAAAAACACCAUCACAGAAGAGUCAUAGGAAAAAGAAGCGUUUUUCUUCUGUUAAGAAUGAUCACUUUGCUACAAAGAGGUUGUCAAGAAGAGAGAGUACUCGGUUAUUUUCCAAACGGAUUACCCGAAGUCGGAAAAACUUGGAAAUUAAUGUAGAGAAUGCCUCCCCUUGUCAUCGUGUUACUAGAUCUCGGGCUGCCUCAUCUGCCAGAGUCUCAGAUGCUUCUCUUAAGAAACUAUCUUUCAAUUUAGCCAAAGAUCGGUUACCACUAGUAGUAAUCAGUGCUAAUGAGAGGCGUAGUGCAGAACUGCAGGCAAAAAAAGUGCUACCUCAGACAGAUACAGCUGAUUUGAUUCUUAAAUUAUCUGAGGAGGGGUCUCCUAUAAAGAGAUCACCUUUGACCAAAACUUGCCUUGUGGCGAAAGAAACUCCUGAAGCCGAAAUAAAAGAGGGACGGGGAAUAUGCAAGAUGAAAAUAGCAGAAGUACCCGGUGCCGCUGAAAACAAAGAAUCCAGUACUCAGAACCAAGAACCAAGUGCCCAGAACCAAGAGGACAGCUGGGCUUCUGAAUCAGAGGCUGCUCAGAAGUUAAAACAGAGCUCACAAGCACCCACUAUUUCAAAAGCAAACCGUCGCUCAGUCCGCCUAAGCAGGACCUCCAGAGCCUCUAUGGCUGAGAGAUACUCACUCAGUACUAAAAGGGAAAGAAUGAUCCGGAGAUCUAGUCGGAAGUCUUUGUCAAAGCGGAAAACAUCCCAGCAGUCAUUAUCUGCUAGGCAUGAAAGUUGUCAUGUUGCUGUGGCUGAAGAAAUUACUGAAUCUGGACUGAUGAUAGAGCCACCAUCUCAGAAGGUUGAUGAGAACCCUCGCAUGUCCCUUCGUUCUCACAAGGCCAGUAUGCAAGCAGUUAUCAAACCUGUGGAACAAGAUGGAGAUGACAAAGGUCAGUAUACUCCUUGGCUAAGUAGCAGUAGAAGGUAAACGGUGAGUUGGAUA
This is a messenger RNA of Podarcis muralis (Common wall lizard), 1191 nucleotides long. The record is from RefSeq and is a predicted model, not a curated record. NCBI's taxonomy places the organism in Eukaryota, Metazoa, Chordata, Lepidosauria, Squamata, Lacertidae.